CAUUUGUUUGUCCAACUGUACGCUGGGCCCGCUGUAACAAGGUUCCUCGUUGGGACAGUACUGCCCACAAUCUGUAACUACGCUGUAUUCCAGGCUGGGACAGUGGCUAGGUGUUGUGUGUAGUACUCUGCUCCUAUACAGAGGGAUUUUACUUCUGGUACUGUGAUACUGUCUGUGUAAGCAUACAGGUAACACUGGAGAAGGUAUACACACAAAAUUCCUCACUCCACUCAGCCGUGACCAAUGGUAGGCUAUAUACCGUGAUAAGACCUAUCACCUUUAGUAUUCCACCCAUUGGUUCAACCUGUAUCUGGACACCAUGCUUUUGGAUUCGUAUCAACUUGUUCCAUUAACAUCAGUCCCAUCCGUGUUUGCCAUUCACCUGUAGCCCAACGACCCCGGGGUGAAAUCUCAGGUGUGCCUGUACAGGUAUCUCAACAGUGCUGUCAAGUGAAUCUGGUCCACAUAAGGUCCUGUACGACAACAGUCACACUCCGCAAUAAACAUAUGAAACCGUCAAGACAAUGAGAAGAUAACUCCACAACUGACUCGCGUCUCUGGUGACUUGUUCGUUCGUUCUAUUGGAGAUAUUUACUUUUCAAUCUUAAAGUGGUGCAGGAGAAAGCUCCGUUAUUAACAUUUGGGAUAAAAACUUGAGUUUAAGCCCCUUCUUGUGUGUAAAAGUUUGGAGUAUUUUAUCCGCGUUUGGACCCCCUUCUAUGGGAAUUUAGUUGUGAUUUAAAAUGGUGGAAUAUAAAGUAGCGAGGAUGCUUCCAGAUCUGAAGUACCAUCCUUACCUACAGACAUACACGCCCCGCAGCAUGCCGUCCGCAAGCCCCAACACCACGAGUAGCCUGACCGCUCACCAAAAAGAACUGUUGAGCUGCAGCAACUUAUACCUCCGGCACCUUAGCCCAAACACAACAGACGAAGACCUCGUCGAACUCUGUCAGAGAUAUGGCAAGAUUGUUUCCACCAAAGCCAUAAUGGACCAAACUACAAACAAAUGCAAAGGGUAUGGAUUCGUUGAUUUUGAGAACCCCCAGGAUGCCGCAGUGGCUCUGAAAAACCUUCAGGCACAAAAUAUGCAAGUUCAGAUGGCCAAAGUAAGUAUUACAGAACAACAAGAACAAGACCCCACCAAUCUAUACAUCUCCAAUCUUCCCCUGUGUUACACCGAAACCAACCUAGAGAACAUGUUUAAGGACUUCGGCACCGUCAUCUCUACACGAAUCCUGCGCAAGACGGGCGACAACACGAGUCGGGGCGUUGGUUUCACGCGCAUGGAGAACAAGGAGAAAUGCCAACAAAUUAUUGACCAUUUUAACGGAAAAGUUCUCCCAGGCUGUACAUUACCUCUCCUUGUAAAGUUUGCUGAUGGCGGUAACAAGAAAAAGAAUACACAGAUCCAACAGAAAAUCUGGCCAGAAAGGGAAGGGCUAUUUCCACUGGCAUCUUAUGAACAAGCAGCUUUUGCUCAAAAUGGAGUGGCCCAGGCCUUGAUGGCAGCCCCACAAGGAAUCCUUCCCCGCUACGCAAUGUCGACACCUCAGACUACAUACCAAGUUCAGUCGUCACCUGCCUGGGGCAUGCCACCCGGUGGAUACAUUAUGCAGCCUCACAUGCCAGCAUUCAUGGCUGGACACCCAGCAGCCUCUGCAGCGGCGUUCAAUCAGAUGUACGCCCAGGCCCCUGGAACAGCCGCCAUGCUACAGGCUCUUCCAUUAGAGGACCACGAUGCUUUGGAAAACACGCCACACUUCCAGACCUACGCAGCCACACCCUCAAGUUUUACGUGAUUUCAUCUCUAGACAUACCAACGUAAACAAACACACAGCAACCAACCGAUCAGCAUGACGAAAUACAAAUCACCGUGGUUACAGCCUACGUCAUUUACAUUCUGUUCCAAAAUGAUGCUAAAACAACUGUACCAUGAAAACAAAAUCACCAACUUUUUAGACCAGAGAAUUAUGAAGGACUAGAAGCUUGACAUGUCUUGUUAGGGGAUAUUAAAACUCCCUUUAUAUAAAAGCUUAACAACUGAUUACCAAGGAACUUAAUUCAAUAGUUUUUUGAGGAUGGCAAAUAAGACUUGCUGUGACAACAUAUAUUGUUGUAAAAAUGACUUUCGCAACACCAUCCUAUAGACAUUUAAAGGCACACCAAGAUACUCAAUCUGGAUGAAGAAAUGGUGAAAACAUCCAAGCACUAAGUCAAGCUUAGUGACUCGUAACGAUCAAUAAAAUAUUUUUUUUGUCUAUGUCAAUGCCUAAAAGUGAUCAACUGGAUAUUAUUUUUGUUUUCUUGAAAGAAAUGUGAUUCAAUGAUGCGCCACUUUUAUUAGUAAUCAGUAGAUAGGGUUUGUGAGGUUAUUGAGCGAAUGUGUUUUAUUCCGAUAUUGAAGUUACUGUCCUUUUUUGGCGUACAAAUUUACAACCACCUAUCUUACAAAGCUGAGAUUAAUUAUCGUUCUUACGGGGUAACAGCUGACUGUCUGGGUGUAGCCACAAGUCUCGUCAUAGGGCGAACUAAAGUUACAGUGAUAUUUACAAACCUGUAUGCGACACAGAUUACCCAUACAAAUCAUACUUCCACUAUUUUAAGUCAUGCUGCUACUCCGAAGAUCAGAUUUCAGGUCAAUAUUUUUUAACAUGCAAGUACAAAUAUGUUUUACUUUUGUUUCAUUUGUGUUAUAAAGAAAUUGCAUUAACAUGCCAUUGAGUUGCUCAAGUUUAAAAAAAUAAAAAAUAAAUGUGUUUGCUUAAUUUUAGUAAUUAAUUAAUUUUAGUAUUUUACACGCUAGCUGUUGAGCACCUAGUUUAUAAAUAUAGUGUAAACACUUUUACAUGGGCUUCUUCAUGCAUAAUGCUGAUUUGAUAUUUGUUAGUGUAAAAGUUUUAAUUUCAUGCAUGAAUGAAUUUUAAGAAAGUGUUGAGGCACUUGUAUCUCAUUGUACUAAUAUGUUGACAUACUUUUGACAUGCUUUUCCUGAUCAGAGGCCGAUAUGCAUCACAAAUCACUAUUACAAGUAAUCACCAAAUUUGUUUUACCAAAGUUACUCUCGAGAUAAUUAAACAAUUUGUAAUAUUGUUUUUUAUCUGUUUCCAGAACAACAGUAAAAAUAUCAUAUUUGAAGUUGUCUGUGACAUUUUUAUUUCCUGUAAUACUACAGAAAAACUUGAGCAAUUCCAUCGUGUUUUGACUGACAGACUAGGUGUUUAUGUGAGUAAGUUACGAUGAGCCUGGAGUCUAUAUACCAGACCUAAAGGCACCUAAUUGAUAGCAUUACCGGAUGGCUUCUAAGAGUGAAUGAUUUUUAUACAGCGCGUAUUGAUGAAAUUGAGACAAAUAUAGAGUCAACAUUUUUAAUUGUACAUAUACAUGCUACAUUUGCAAAUGAUGAUAAUUUUUAAUUUUUUCUGUUCAUAAGAUUUUAUGUUUCAUUCAUUUUAGAAUUUUAGUAAAUGUUUUGUGGUCUUCAUGUGACUUAUGCAUCCUCUUAUGUCCAUAACAUAUUGAUACGAAUACUGAAAUGUUUUUUUACGACUUAUGCUACCUUGGCAGAUAUUUGCUUUUAUUAUUAACAAUUGAAUUCACUAUGAUUAAUCGGAUGUUUUACUCGACCAACAAAUCAAUUCAACACAUCCUCAAAAUUAUCCAAACCUAACUUAUUAUUAUCGUUUAUAAUCUACAUUCUGAUCAAACGAUUAUUUGGAACCAAUCGAAUGAUAUUUUUUGUCCAAUGUAUUGUUUGUGGGUGGAUAAUGGUGUAUUAACUAUCUUCAAUUUUGAUAAACUAAGUAUACUCCGAAAAUAUCAUUUAAUAUCACAGCUAAGCUACGCCAGUAACAUUUUCUCGAUCUGUGAUUGCCCUCAGUCGAAACUAUUUGAUGACGCUUAGUUGAAUCAAUUCAAUUUCAAUAUCAAAAAAUGUGUAUGAGCUCAAACAAUUAAAGUUGAUCAAAUUGAAAUAAAAAUGAUCACAAUCCAGUAUGUUCAAGGUAGCAGUAAAGAAAUUGUAAAUAGUUCAUCAUUUGUUUCAUUUCAGGCCACUAAUUAGUGUUCACUCAGCAGGCCAAUGUAAAUAUCAUGUUCUGUAUAUGACCAAUCAGAUUGUUUCAUUUUUAUGAUUUGGUUGCUGGGCAACAGCAGACCAACCACUGCAGCGACCAGGAGUCACAUGAUGUCUGGCAUAGUUAUUGUAUUGAAGAAACAAAUUCUAGCAAGAAAUAUUUCGAGACUAUCUAAUCAUCGCAACAUGUUUUAAGUUGCUGGAUAAUUGUUCUUCAACUAUUUUUAUUUUAUUUUAGUAAUUUUAUUUCUUUUUCACAGCAUGCCGUAAAGUGGCUUUGAUUCCUGGUAUCUGCAGACGCUAGCGUUUUGGUAUAGUGCUUCUCCCAUUCAUCAUUUGUCUUUUUAUCUAUGUUUCAUGCUACAAUAAGAAAGAAGCAGUUCAUAUUAGUUUUAGGUUAGAUUUUUUUUGUUCUCGCGUGUAGGCUUCUGUAACCAAUAAUGAAAGAAAAUCUUGACAUAAACAUUUGUUUAUUUAUCACCAUAAGGUCACUACAUCACUGAUGGUGUAUGUAGUACUUACAUUAUCAUUAUACACGCAUCAUCUGUAGACAUUUUUUAUUAAAAAAUAGCAAUUUUCUUUUCCAUUUCAUUUUUCUGCUUCUUUUUUUUCUUGUACUUGUAACUAAUUAAGAACAAACUUGAAUUCUUCAGGGCAAUUUUUUUUAUAGAAGGCAGAGGGCUAUACACAUAUAUAUAUGUGAAAUGAGUGUAACGGUUAUCCAUAAGUUGUCUUGUACUGUUAUAUAUAAAAUGUGUUUUUAAAACAAAAAAGUAUUUAACCAUUAAGUAUCAAACGUCCAAAAAAACGUCUUCCAGACUUUAAAUAAAUAUUAUCGGAAUUAUAACGUACCUUGCACCCAUUCCUCGGCCCCUGCACACUGCUAAGUAUAUAUAUAUAUUCCAGUAAUAAUGGUCAAAGACAAUUCCUUUAUACGUAAAUAAUAUAUACACAUAUAUAGAAUCCUACGUAAUGCAAAAUGCCACAGCGUAACUUUAUGCAAAGGAACGGUAAUCUUCAAACAUAUAAUUACCUUUUGUGUUAAAGCAUAUUUGUUUUUCAUUAUACGUUUUUGAGCUAUUAGUAGAAUGAGAACGAUUGAUCAGUUAGGUUUUAGCGGUUGCGAAAUUUUUCACUAGGUGUUGUAAAUUGAUUCGUCGAGACCGACAUGUUAUAUUCUUAUUAUGCACAAUUUACCUAAGAAACUGGAGACUACCUUGUAUCUAUGGAAACCAGUGUAGAAUUUUCACUAAGUUGCUUUCGUUUUUUUUUUUUUAUAUCUGCAGUCUUUAAAUCUGGAUUUUAAACCCAUGCAACCUGAACAAUUUGCUGCUGUGGUUGUUUUAAUAGUUUACAAUUUUUUGUAUCUUGCUUGAAUAAUUAAUCAUAAUCUUGGCUUCUUUAAGAAUAUAUGUUGCAAGUACUGCAACAUGUCUUUUUUUUCAAAAGAUUUCCAAACUGACAAACUUGUAGAACAAUUUGGACUAGUUUGAGUAUUGAAUUUGAUUUUCAUAUUUUGAAAAAAAUAGAAGAAUACUUGACUUCAUAACAAUCAAGUACGUUUAGUUCUGAAUUAUCUGUUAAGGUAGAGAUUUCCACCAAUUUCCUACACUAAUAUACAGGCACAGAAAAGUUGAAUAUUUCUAUAAAAUUUAGGUUUUGCCCUCUAUCCUCAUACUACAGUAUUAAGUCAUUCACCCCUGAAGUUUCAUAAUGAACUAUUCCAACCUUUGAAUUGGAAGAGUUUAACAGUGUCUUCAGGGGUGAAUGAGUUGUAGGUUAUUGGUCCUUUUAUGGAGUCAAACAUUUCAAAAAAAAAUUGUAGUAAAGUUGCUAAAAAUAUUGCCAUACCAAACAACAUGUUCAAGAGGUCAGGGGAUUGAAUCCCCAGAGAGAAAGUGAUAUUAUAAUGACAAGCAACUCUACAUGUAUGUCAGAAAAGUAAUGAACAUAUUGAUACUCUUCUUUGAUAGAGAUACAAAACUGAGUGCAGGGACUCUACCUUAACAUUAAUUCAAAGGUUUUUGAUGGGAGAUAACUCUAACACAAAUCACAGGUAAUAUUAUGUAACGUAGCUUACUAUAUUCUGAGCGUAUGAACCCUAUUACACAUCACAGUGCCAGUAUAUAUAUAAUGUGUACAGACUCAAUGUGCAAUAAUCAAAAAAAUACUGUAUAAAGAUUUGUUAAGUUUCAUAUUUUCUUUUUUGAUUUUAAAUUUAAGAAGAUGUUCGAAAAUUGUUUUUUUUACAAGUGUAUUUACUGUACAGAUUGAUAUUGUAUGUAGAAACUCUUAGAAACCCGGACAGAGUCAAAAAUUGAUAGAUUUUGGUGUAGGGGGGAUAACCACCCGACUCCACGCGAGUCGACACCUGUAUUAGAAGUGGGAUGAGGAAACCCAUUCUUACUAAGAAAACUGUACAUUGACCAGGAUAUCACAGAAACUCUGCAAAAUAUAAACUGAAAUCUGUAACUGAACAACAAUGUAGUGACGAGCAUAUGUUAAAAAUGAUUUGUUUUAAGUAGAAUAUGACUGACAUCUUUGAUCAUCAAAGUUAACCAUGCAGCUACAUCAACUUCGGUUCACAAAAUGUUUUUGUCUAGUUGUCCGUCUUUUUUUCAUUUUUAUACUUUAACAAAACCUUUUAUGAUCCAGUGGAAUACACUCCCUUCCAAUGCAAGUCCCAUCUUGUGUGGACCUGACCCCAUUUUAGCAGGUUUAUAUCAAUCGUCUUGUCAUCUCUCUUUUAUUGAACAGAACAUAUGUAAUCAUUGAUCAUCCCUCUUUAAUUUGUUUUUACCCAUAUCAUUGAAUCAUUUCAUUGAAAAAAGUCUUUUCUUUUAUACAGAAAACCUUACAAAAAAAAAGAUAAUGAAAAAAUGCAUGCCUAAUGUUACCUUGACCUUUGACCUAAAUGUGACCUUGCUGUUUUCCUUAAAUGUUGUUUGGUGUUUUUUGGAAUAAGAUAAUUGCUGCCUAAUGUUAAGUGCCAGUCAGCCAUCAAUCAAAUAAUGACCUUUGACCCCUAGCAUGUUUGCGAUUAAAUGUUCAGUGAGAGGGUUGACAUUUAUUUUGGGAUCAAGGGUAGCUUACCCCUUCAUUCCAAUAGGCUCGGUCACUUAUAAGGCUGGCAGAGUCCAUGUCAAAGUAUAGGGUGAUGAAGGGGUAGGUACCAGUUACAUAAAGGAAACUUUAGAUGUUGAAGGUGGAUAUUUUUGUUAAAUAUUCGUCAUGUUGAAUGUUGAAAUUGAGGUAAAAUGUUACAUGUUGUAUGGAAAGAAGUCCAUUUUUUCAAGUGAAUUGUUCAAAAAUGUUAUUUUUUCAUCAUUAGUUUUUAGCCUGUAACAGUUUACCAUUGGUUAUCAUUGAUGUCCAGGGGAAAAUGUUCAAUUCAUGUCACUCAUCUAAUUUUCUCACUCCUGUACAACCUGCGUUCUCUGUGGACCAGGCACUCGUUGUCAAUAGCUACAAAUCACUCUUGUUGUUGUGGCAACGGGGCAGGAGGUAUGACAUGUGUUUGUGUGACGAUUUAAAUGAAGCGGUAGUCUUAGUUGUUCAUCAUUGUCAUGAAAAAUGGGAAAAAAGCAAAAAAUAAAAUCAAUGACUGUUGAA
This is a messenger RNA of Mizuhopecten yessoensis (Yesso scallop), 7684 nucleotides long. RefSeq names its product RNA-binding motif, single-stranded-interacting protein 2-like. The transcript is spliced from 12 exons. Gene Ontology annotation, molecular function: mRNA 3'-UTR binding; poly(U) RNA binding; poly(A) binding. Gene Ontology annotation, cellular component: cytosol; nucleus; ribonucleoprotein complex. Lineage: Eukaryota; Metazoa; Mollusca; Bivalvia; Pectinida; Pectinidae. Bases 744 to 1799 code for a protein of 351 amino acids. The record is from RefSeq and is a predicted model, not a curated record.